AACAUCUUUGGAAACAUGGCUGUGCAGAGCUGGAUUGAUAUCCUAAGAUUGUCAAAGAAAACUGCUUUGAUACACGAUGGAAAAAGGAAGAUCCACUACCUCUUUACAGAUGGAAAGGAAAUGGCAGAGGAGUAUGACUUAAAAACAGAUGAACUCAUCGUACGGAAGUGGCGUCACAAAAGCACGCUGGGAGCUCAUGGCCAGUGGCAGGUAGAGAUAGGGGAGCCACCUGCCGACUCUGUCACUUCUUCGGACGCCGAUGUGAUCAAGGAGAACUGCUCCAAUCCUGUGUUCACGCGUAGAGACACAAAGGCCAGUUUUCAGUGGCGAAUCCGCAACCUCCCCUACCCCAAAGAUGUAUUCAGUGUUUCAGUGGAGGCGUCUGAGAGAUGCAUCAUCAUAAAAACCUCAAACAAAAAGUAUUAUAAGAAGUUUGGCGUUCCUGAUUUAGAUCGCUCUCAGCUGCCAUUUGACGGCUCCGCCCUCAGCUUCACACACGCCAACAACACUUUGAUCGUCAGCUACAAGAAACCCAAAGAGAUCUUAACCCUUGAGCAGGAGCUGCUGAGGGAGCUGAAGAAACUGAAGGGGACCGGCGAAGGGGACGUCGACUGCAAAACUCAGUGAAUUGCGACUGUGGGAGCGAGAGGAGUCACUCUGCGUUGCAUUUAAAGCAAAACCUCCCAGCGUCAUUUUUCCACUCACAUGUGAGCUUCUCGUUCUUUUGUGAAUGCCGUCAUUAAGAAUUUACUCAGUGCCUUGUGCGCAGUUUUAUGCUUCUCAUUGUGUUUACUGAUUAAGUUCUAUUUAUCUGAGUUAUUACUGCUGAAAUCUGUCCUGCCAUUUAUAUUUGACUCACAUGAAAUCUGUAAAAUAGAUCACGCCUUUCGCAGUCAUUCAGAUUUAUAAACUUUGCAUCUGAGCCAUGAGUGUUUUCCCAAAUUAUCUCUUUGACAGUAAAAACCAUUUUACAACUUUUAUAAAAAAAAAUCUUUAUUGGAAAAUUGAAA
Messenger RNA from Scomber scombrus (Atlantic mackerel), 1010 nucleotides. RefSeq names its product deleted in primary ciliary dyskinesia homolog (mouse) (gene dpcd). The record is from RefSeq and is a predicted model, not a curated record. Lineage: Eukaryota; Metazoa; Chordata; Actinopteri; Scombriformes; Scombridae. The transcript has 6 exons. Bases 16 to 627 code for a protein of 203 amino acids.